AGAACUGUGCGCGGUCGGCGCCGCCGGUUGAGAGCCUGGCCGCUCAAAAGUCAUUAUCGCGCAUCUUCACUUUCGAUCAAGCUGGUCAACAACAAGCGGCAAUGUUUACGAACGCCAGUUUGUAAUUAGGCCUGCGUUCGCGCACACCGCCAGCACCGUCGUCGCCGUCGCGUGUAGAUAGUUGUAGUACUGAUAGCUUGUGGGUUUUGACAUAAAUAUCAAUGGAAACUUAAGACGGUCGAUUAGAAGUACUAAAGAUUUCCUCGGAAGCGGCUAACCAUUGAGACUACCGGUGAAUACGGCUAGUGUACUUAAAAUACUUAGUUCGCUGCUCAAAAGCAAAAUGCUCCCAGGGACCGCUCAGCUGGCGCUUGCAGCGGCGCUCAGCACGCUGUUCGCUGCAACAGUCGAGGCUAAAAUAUUCAACAAAUGCGAUCUAGCUAAAGAGCUGGGCAAAAAUGGCAUUUCGCGCACCUUCUACGGUAACUGGAUUUGUUUGGCCAACGCGGAAAGUGGCAUGAAUACGGCCAAAGUGACCAAGUUGCCCAAUCUGACCGCCAGCUAUGGGAUAUUUCAGAUCAACAGCAAGGAAUGGUGCCGCGAAGGCCGCAAGGGUGGCAAGUGCAAUAUGAAGUGUGAAGAUUUUCUAGAUGAUAACAUUGCGGAUGAUAUUGAUUGUUCGAAGAAAAUUCAGAUGCAGUAUGGAUUCAACGCCUGGAACGUGUGGCAAAAGAAAUGCAAAGGCAAAGAACUUCCCAACAUUUCCAAGUGCAAUGUCUAGAUUCGGUGUCACUCCGCUGACUGCACGGAUAAAGUAGCUUUUAAGCAAUAUUGAAUCAUGUGAUACGAAUCAAUUCCUAUUUUGAGUGAAAAUUACAGUUCAAAUUCGGUUAGCGUUUUAAA
Molecule: messenger RNA, 903 nt
Organism: Wyeomyia smithii (pitcher-plant mosquito)
Lineage: Eukaryota; Metazoa; Arthropoda; Insecta; Diptera; Culicidae
Product: lysozyme c-1-like
Exons: 3
Coding region: 344-781 (145 amino acids)
Molecular function (GO): lysozyme activity
Source: RefSeq, a predicted model, not a curated record